Messenger RNA from Candidozyma haemuli, 1116 nucleotides. Its product is annotated as threonine aldolase. Gene Ontology annotation, biological process: L-threonine catabolic process; glycine biosynthetic process. Bases 1 to 1116 code for a protein of 371 amino acids. Gene Ontology annotation, cellular component: cytosol. The transcript has a single exon. The record is from RefSeq and is a predicted model, not a curated record. Lineage: Eukaryota; Fungi; Ascomycota; Pichiomycetes; Serinales; Metschnikowiaceae. Gene Ontology annotation, molecular function: L-allo-threonine aldolase activity.
AUGUCUGUUGACCUUUCCAACUUCAAAAAAAGCCCAGCCGAGAACGAAUUCCGUUCGGACACUUUCACUACGCCCAGCGUGCUGAUGGUGGCCGCUUUGGCUAACUCCUCCUUGGGUGACGCCGUGUAUAACGAGGAUGACUCAACCACCAGAUUAGAAGAGAAGGUGGCCAAACUUGCUGGAAAAGAAGCUGGUCUUUAUUGUGUUUCAGGAACGUUGCUGAACCAGAUUGCUUUAAGAACGAACUUGUUCCAGCCUCCGCAUGGCGUUCUCUGUGAUCAUAGAUCUCAUGUCUACAUUCACGAAGCAGGAGGGUUACCUACGCUUUCCCAGGCAAUGGUGCAAACAGUGGCACCAAAGAAUGGUAUACACUUGACUUUGAAGGAUGACAUUUUGCCUAAUUUCGUGCCUGACGAUGGUGAGAUUCAUGGUUGUCCCACAAAGGUCAUUUCUUUGGAGAACACUUUGCAUGGCAUGUUGUUUCCUUUAGACGAGAUCAAGCGUAUCUCUGCAUUUUGUAAAGAGAACAAUGUUCGUUUGCAUUUGGAUGGCGCCAGAUUGUGGAACGCCUCGGCCGCCACAGGUAUUUCCAUUGCCGAGUAUGCUUCCUACUUCGAUUCCGUCUCUCUCUGCUUGUCGAAAUCAUUGGGUGCACCAAUCGGCUCUAUUCUUGUGGGACUGAAUCAAUUCAUUAGAAAAGCUAACCAUUUCCGUAAACAAAACGGUGGUGGUAUCAGACAAAGUGGUCUCCUAGCAGAAAUGGCUCUGGUUGCCAUAGAUGAGAACCUUGGGAAGUUGGCUCAGGUCGACGAAAGAGCCAAGGCUAUUGGAAAGUACUGUGAGGACCUUGGUAUAGUUCUUGAGCACCCAGUUCAUACCAACUUUGUUUUCAUUGACCUUGCCGCCAGCAAGAUCAAUAACGAUUUCUUCGUCCAGGCUGCAGAAAAACAUAACAUCAAGGCAUAUGGAAGCAGAUUGGCAUUCCAUUACCAGAUCAGUGACGAAGCCAUCGAGAACUUGAAGAAGGUUCUUAAAGAGACGGCAGAAGAAGCCAAAAGGAACCCUUGCGAAACGAGCGAAGUACAGAAGUUGUACAAUGUCUACGACUCCAAAUAA